Callorhinus ursinus (northern fur seal) is the source of this 3789-nucleotide messenger RNA. RefSeq names its product LYR motif containing 2 (gene LYRM2). NCBI's taxonomy places the organism in Eukaryota, Metazoa, Chordata, Mammalia, Carnivora, Otariidae. The record is from RefSeq and is a predicted model, not a curated record. Gene Ontology annotation, cellular component: mitochondrion.
UGGAGCUCUUGGGGGGACCGAGGCUACCUGAAGGAAAUGGCGACUUCCCGCUUACCACCGGCGACGCUAACGCUAAAGCAGUUCAUGAGAAGGCAACAAGUUCUCCUUCUCUACAGAAGGAUUUUGCAAGCAAUUCGGGAAGUUCCAAAUGAUUCUGAUCGAAAAUACCUGAAGGACUGGGCAAGGGAAGAAUUCAGAAGAAACAAAAGUGCCACCCAAGAGGAUACAAUCCGGAUGAUGAUUACUCAAGGCAAUAUGCAGCUCAAAGAGUUAGAAAAAACCCUUGCUUUGGCAAAAUCUUAACUAUAGCAUUAUUCUGAAAGACUUUCAAAGUUUCCAUGUGUAUUAUUGAGCUAAUUAGACUCAAUGAUGGGCAGCCUAAAAGCAAGUCAAACUGUACAGUACUUGGGAAAAUGUCAGAACAUGGAGCAUGGCAUGUCAAAGCAAACGAAAGCACAUCAGAACAAUUGCCUUAACACUGAAAAACACACCCUGCAUUUUGAAAAUGUUUUUGGAUGUGUCAGUUCAAGCAGCAAAAACCAGUACAAGUGGCCAGCACUUAAGAUGCUCAACACCAUUAACCCUCUGGGAAAUGCAAAUUAAAACCACACUGAAACAGUACCAUAUCCACUGGAAUAACUAUAAUUAAAAACAGUUAAGCAAAUGUUGGUAAAGAUGUAGAGAAACUGAACCCCUCAUACAUGCUGUGGGAAUAUCAAAUGGCACAGCCACUUGGAAAACAGACUGUCAGUUGCUUAAAAGAUUCAGUUACCAAACAGUUCAGCAGUUUCCUCCUAGGUUUGUAACCAAGAGAACUGAAAAUCUUUCUAUAAGAAAACUUGUACAGGAAUAUUCAUAGCAGCAUUAUUCAUAAUAGCCAAGAAGUAGAAGCAAUCCAAAUACCCAUCUGAUAAAUGAUUAAAUAAGAUGUGUGUGGAAUAUUAUCUAGCAAUAAAAAGGAAUGAAGUACUGAUACAUGGAUGUACCAGAGACCAGUCACAAAAGAUCACAUAUUAUAGGAUUUCAUUUAUAUGAAGUAUCUAAAAUAGGAAGAAAGAGGUGGGUUUCCCAGGGUGUGGAUAGCAUGGAAAGUAAUUGCAAAUGGACAUGGGAUUUCUUUUCUGGGUAAUGAAAACAUUCUAAAAGUUGGGGGUGUCGGUUGCACAACUCUGAAUAUACUAAAGUCCGUUGAAUCAUAUAUUUUGCAUGUGUGAUACUUGAAUUAUACUUCAGUAAAGGUUUUACUGAUUUUUUUGCUGAUAAAGAAUUGACAUAUAAUACUGCGUAAAUCACUAUUUUAAGAAAUCGUAUGAGAUAUAUGGAUGUAUACUGACCUCAGAAGAUACCCUGGACCUUUCUUGAAAAAAAAUCCUUCUGCAUUCCUGAUGGUUGUUGAGGUAGUUUCUUCAGAUGUGUCAUGAUCCAGUAGUCCAAGGAUUCUCUGAAAAGACCACCACCGGUAAUACAGAUCUUUGUUGGAAAGAGGAGAGACAGAAGCUUAAUGAACACAUUGAGGAACUUACCAAAAAGAAGAGGCAACGUCUGGAUGAAACUAAUGCAAUUACCUUAGCAUCCACAUAGAAAGAAGUGAAACCAUCAGGGAAGAUCCUUGGUGCAUUAGGUUCUCUUCCAGUGACAGGAGGAAAGAGUUUGAAGAAUACAUUGAAGAUGAGAAGUUGACUUGACACUCCAACCAAAUGUGUAACAAUUACUUUAGUGAAAGUGAAAGCUUAUGGAAGAGGUGGGAUCGGCGGUCCUAUAGACAGAUGUCCUCUGUUCUUUUACAGAACAGACCUAAAAGUUAAUCCAAGAAUCUGCUCAGCACCUGAAAAAUGUAGGAGAAACUUUGCAGAAUGAUAAAUGGUUACCUAGUACUGGACUGCCUGCCAGAGGAGAGGGAGAAGCAGAUGGUGGCGUUUGUCCAUGACCUGCCUGCAUUGCCAGGGUCCACCCGCCCCUCCCACAGCGUCAGCCCACAAGACAAAAUAAUUCUGAAUAUUCUUCAGCCGGGUAAUCUAAUUCAAAAUGCUUGAGCUAAUUAUCAGAUUUGUACAUAGCUGUACAUCAGUUAACCUAUUGCAAAGCCAUUUGAUGAACAGAAGCAUUUGUGAACAGUCUCUGAGCAGAGAAUACUUUUCUUUGUGCAGCAUGAUCUACCUAUUCAAGUAUAGGCAAUUCCUAGUAAAUCUAAAAUCUUGACACUACAGAUCAUCCUUUCAUGAGGUGUAGAAGUCCAUGACUUGGUGACAUUCUUUCUAGUGGUGGUAUAUGUCAAAGAUCUAAGAGCAUUUGUGGUUUAAGUUUGUAAGAUACAAAUACUAGACUGAGAAAACCUAACUUGGGAUUUGUUUUGUUUUUUAAAUUGGGCAAAACACUGCAAAUUGAAUGUUCAUCUUCCAGAUGCUAAGAUUAGUAUAAUCUUAAUAAUGGACAGCAUUUGAGUGCUAAAUAAAUCUUAGGCUAAACAACAAUUUCUCCUCCCAUAUGGAACCAUGCUCAUUAAGAUGUUGGCCAGGUUCAAACUCCUGGUGAAACACAUUUUAUUUAGCAUCUUUAUCAGUGUUCUGGCUUAGACAAGAAAUUACCUUUCUGGAUAUUCCCUGUGAGCUAUAUUCGUGUGGGGGCACCUGGGUGGCUGAGUCAGUUAAGCGUCCGACUCUCAAUUUUGGCUCAGGUCAUCAUCUCAGGGUUGUGAGAUCGAGCCCUGCUUCGGGCUCUGUGCUGGGCAUGGAGCCUGCUUAAGAUUCUCCCUCUCCCUCAUCCCCUACCCACCUUCUAAAACAAAACAAAACAAAAAAACCUGUAACUAUACUCUUGUUUGAAUCUUAGUUUUGUUCCCCAAGUUUAAUUUUAAAGUACUCGGAUGUUCAGUUUAUGUAUUUGAACUACAAUAAGUCAAAUCUUUAUAUUAAAACUUUUUAAAUACCAAAGCUUUCUAGCAUGAGGAUAAGUGGGUAGGGCUGCUAUUUAGCAUACUGACUAUCCCUACAUCAUUAUCUUUUUUGAAGUGUGCCAUCUGGUUGGAAGUUUCUGAACUCAGCACAGGCAUUGCUGUGGGUGGGCCUGCAGAGGAUGUUAUAAUAUUUGGGGAAAAGCAGCACAUGUUCUUUGGUGUCUAUAUUACUGGAGUCACACAACUAGACACUCAAGAGAGGCUGAGACCCCCGCUUAACCUAAAUUGUCUCUUACGGAAGAAAAAUGCUAGUCAAACAACAGAAGGAAACAGCUCACAUCUACCGUGGGAAAAAACUGGGAUUAUGUAGAGUAAGGUCCAAGCAGAAUCAAAAGCAAAUUGUCACUUUGUGCCAAACUAGAAAUCGCCACAGCCUAUUUCCUUCCUUGAGUCAGGCAUCUGAGAAAUUCUAUCAGGAUUAAAUUUGCUAUUUUUGUUUACUAGGAAGAGGAAAUUGCUUUUUACUCACUCUGGUUUGCAUUAGGAAAAUUUCUGUGCUGUUUCCUGGUUAUGUGUCUCAUGGAUUUAAUAUAUUCAUAUUUAUCAUAUUUUGACAAUAUUACAAAUAUUUCCUUUAAAAUCACAACAGAAGACAACUAAAAUUUUUUUUCUUAUAAGUAUUCUAAAAGGUCGCUGGUUUUGUCUUCUAAAUCUUAAAUCGAUUUGGCUUUUAUAUCACAGGAAGAAAUGUAUUUAGCUUUUACGAAUAAUUUGUUAGAAAAUGUUAUUUUGCCUGCAUACAGUUAUAAGUGAGGUUUUGUUCUCUCAGUUCAGUAUUUUCUAAAAGGUCGACAGUCUAAACAAAACAUUAAAGCUUGUACUGAGAAAAGAAAAAA